CUCACACUUCGCCGCCGGCUUACACUGCGCUUCUUUCCGCUGCUCUGUGGUCCCGUCCUCUGCCGAUCGCAAUGGAAGAAGAAAUCGCCGCCCUCGUCAUUGACAAUGGCUCCGGCAUGUGCAAAGCUGGCUUUGCUGGGGACAACGCCCCCAGGGCCGUGUUUCCUUCCAUCGUCGGGCGCCCCCGACACCAGGGCGUCAUGGUGGGCAUGGGCCAGAAAGACUCCUACGUGGGUGAUGAGGCCCAGAGCAAGAGGGGUAUCCUGACCCUGAAGUACCCUAUCGAGCACGGCAUUGUCAUCAACUGGGAUGACAUGGAGAUGAUCUGGCACCACACCUUCUACAACGAGCUGCGUGUGGCCCCUGAGGAGCACCCGGUGCUUCUGACCGAGGCCCCCCUGAACCCCAAAGCUAACAGAGAGAAGAUGACGCAGCUAAUGUUUGAAACCUUCAAUACUCCAGCCAUGUACGUGGCCAUUCAAGCGGUGCUCUCCUUGUAUGCAUCUGGGCGUACCACUGGCAUUGUCAUGGACUCUGGUGACGGGGUCACACACACAGUGCCCAUCUGUGAGGGCUCCGCCCUUCCCUACGCCAUCUUGCGUCUGGACCUGGCUGGCCGGGACCUGACAGACUACCUCAUGAAGAUCCUGACUGAAAGGGGCUACAGCUUUACCACCACUGGUGAGAGGGAAAUUGUUCGUGACAUAAAGGAGAAGCUGUGCUAUGUUGCCCUGAAUUUUGAGCAAGAAAUGGCUACUGCUGCAUCAUCUUCCUCCUUGGAGAAGAGUUACGAGCUGCCUGAUGGGCAGGUGAUCACCAUUGGCAAUGAGCGCUUCCGGUGUCCAGAGGCUCUCUUCCAGCCUUCCUUCCUGGGCGUGGAGUCCUGUGGCAUCCACGAGACCACCUUCAACUCCAUCAUGAAGUGUGAUGUGGACAUCCGCAAAGACCUGUAUGCCAACACAGUGCUGUCUGGUGGUACCACCAUGUAUCCAGGCAUUGCUGACAGGAUGCAGAAGGAGAUCACAGCCCUGGCUCCCAGCACAAUGAAGAUUAAGAUCAUUGCUCCCCCUGAGCACAAGUUCUCAGUCUGGAUUGGCGGCUCCAUCCUGGCCUCACUGUCCACCUUCCAGCAGAUGUGGAUCAGCAAGCAGGAGUAUGAUGAGUCAGGCCCCUCCAUCGUCCACCGCAAAUGCUUCUAGAUGGACUGAGCAGGUGCCAGGCAUCUGCUGCAUGAGCUGAUUCUGAAGUAUCGAUUUGCCCUGGCAAAUGUACACACCUCAUGCUAGCCUCAUGAAACU
Molecule: messenger RNA, 1298 nt
Organism: Rattus rattus (black rat)
Lineage: Eukaryota; Metazoa; Chordata; Mammalia; Rodentia; Muridae
Product: actin, cytoplasmic 2-like
Exons: 1
Coding region: 72-1199 (375 amino acids)
Biological process (GO): axonogenesis; cell motility
Cellular component (GO): synapse; axon; NuA4 histone acetyltransferase complex
Molecular function (GO): nucleosomal DNA binding; protein kinase binding
Source: RefSeq, a predicted model, not a curated record